UUUCUAAAGGUGUCAUUUUCAAGCUGCCCACAGAUGGGAAGAGGGAGGAGAGAGGGAUCCCAGGUGGUCUGUCCCUCCCACCACUAGUCAAUUAUACCAUCCGAAUGAGCAGCAAGAUUUCCCAAACAACAAAAAGAAUUAGAGAAAGAAUCUGGACAGUGGGUCCACAUAACUCAGCCUCACAGAGCCAAAUCUACAGUCGAGCAUUUGUCUACCUCCAGGAUAGUAUUGAUAGAGCAAUAAUUGAAUUGCAGACUGGGAAAGGUGCAGAAGAAAUUGCUGUACAAAUUCAAGCUAUACCCUAUCCUUGCUACAACAAAGACUUGUUCCUAACUAGUGUGACCUACUCUCUUCCAUUUGGACUGAUGGCUGCUUGGAUACUUUUCAUUGCGGCUUUUGUGAAGAAACUCGUUCAAGAAAAGGACCUGAGGCUUUAUGAGUAUAUGAAGAUGAUGGGUGUCAAUUCCAGCAGCCACUUCUUUGCCUGGUUCAUUGAGUGUGCCGCCUUUCUUUUAAUUCCGAUCACAUUAAUCGUUCUGAUCCUCAAAGUUGGGAAUGUCCUGCCCAGCACAAGUGUGGUGCUACUAUUCCUGUACCUCGCAGACUAUAGCUUCUCGGUCAUAGCCAUGUGCUACCUCAUCAGUGUCUUCUUCAACAACACCAACAUUGCAGCUCUGGUUGCAUGUCUCAUCUACAUCCUGACCUUUUUCCCAUUCAUUGUUUUGCUUGUUGUCGAGAGUCACCUCAGCUUCACCAUGAAGAGCCUGCUGAGCCUGUUGUCUCCAACUGCGUUCAGCUAUGCAAGCCAAUAUAUUGCCCGCUAUGAAGAACAAGGCGUUGGCCUCCAGUGGGAUAAUAUGUAUAUGUCACCCAUGUCAGGAGACAACACUAAUUUCGGUUGGAUGUGUUGGCUAAUGCUGAUAGAUUCUUUUGUUUAUUUCAUUCUUGGCUGGUACAUUAGGAAUGUUUUUCCAGGAAAGUAUGGUAUAUCAGCUCCAUGGUAUUUUCCACUCCUCCCUUCUUAUUGGGCAGAGCGCUAUGGUUACAUCCCAGAGUGGAGUGAGAAGAUUAAAGUUUAUCUUUUCACCAAUUUCUUCAUCAGAAAACAGCCAACAUUCCCUGAAAAGAUGUAUGUCCAGAGUGCUUUGCCUUUUAACUUUGAACCUGAACCCACUAACUUAAAAGCUGGAGUUUCUCUUCGAGGAAUAACAAAAAUAUAUGAAUCCAAAGCCGUUGUUCGGAAUCUCAACCUGAACUUCUACGAAGGCAACAUCACUGCAUUGCUGGGUCACAAUGGGGCUGGAAAGACAACCACAAUAUCUAUUCUAACUGGUCUGUUUCCUGCUUCAUCUGGGACGAUAUUUGUCUAUGGUAAAGAUAUCAGAAUGGAUCAGGAUACAAUCAGGAAGAACAUGGGGAUUUGCAUGCAGCACAACGUGUUAUUUAGUUACCUCACCACAAAGGAGCACCUGUUUUUAUAUGGCUACAUCAAAGUGCCUCACUGGAGCAGGCAGGAGUUACGUGAGGAAGUCCAAAGGACUUUGAAGCAAACUGGAUUAUACAACCAUCGUCACAAGCUGGCUGGCUCUUUAUCAGGAGGGAUGAAAAGAAAGCUGUCAAUAUCUAUUGCUCUACUUGGAGGUUCAAAGGUUGUGAUUUUGGAUGAACCGACCACUGGGGUUGAUCCGUGCUCCAGGAGAAGCAUUUGGGAGAUUAUAUCAAAAAAUAAAAAAGGGAGAACGAUAAUUCUCUCCACCCAUCACUUGGAUGAGGCAGAGGUCUUGAGUGACAGGGUGGCAUUCUUGGAAAGUGGUGGGCUUCAGUGCUGUGGAUCACCAUUCUUCCUGAAGGAAACAUUUGGUAGUGGAUACCACCUAACACUCACUAAGAAAAAGAGCUCAAUCUUUAAUGAAGCAGAAGACUGUGAUACCUCUGCUGUGACAGCCAUGAUCCAGUCUCAUCUACCAGAUGCCUGUCUGAAAGAGGAUAUCGGUGGAGAGCUGGUCUACAUGCUUCCCCCAUUUAACAGUAAAGUCUCUUCAGCUUAUCAGUCUCUGCUGAGAGGCCUGGACAAUGGUUUGAGUAAUCUCCAUAUUGGCUGCUAUGGAAUUUCAGACAGCACCAUGGAAGAAGUGUUUCUCAAUUUGACCAAAGGCAUGGACAGAGAUGGGCAACCUGAGGCAGCGCUGUCCCAGGAGGCGCCAAGCUGCACCCUCGAGAAUGAUGACCUGUCUGUGAGCUCUGUGAAGUUCACUGAAAGAGAUGACCAAGCUCUGGUUAAGCCACAGAAGCCAAGAGGCUGUUCUUCCUUGCUGAGGAAGGCCACAGCCUUGUUCCUUAAAAGGUUCCAUCACACUCGGCGCAACGUGAAAGGGUUCAUUGCCCAGGUUGUGCUUCCUGUGCUCUUUGUGACUGCUGCCAUGGGCCUUGACACCUUGAGAACAAAGGUGGCAGAGUAUCCGGCACUCCACCUCUCGCCGUCCCUGUAUGGUUCCUCUGGCCAGGUGGACUUCUUUGGAAAUUAUAAUGAAACUACCAGUGCUUUGGUUGCUUCAUUGCUUUCCUUCCCUGGAGCAGAUAACACAUGCCUGAAUAGAAGUAAUUUAGCAUGCUUCAAGGAGGACGUGCCUGGCGAGUGGGUGCUCAGUGGGAACCAGAGUGCUCAAUAUUCCGUCUGCAACUGCACAGGCAACAGACAGCUUUGUCCAAAGAUUAAUUUAUCUCCACCCCACAAGAAGACUUUUUCAUCCCGGACAAUUUAUAACCUUACUGAGCAUGAUGUAGAGACCUACCUGUUAGCCACUGCCAAAGACUUUGUGCAGAAGAGAUAUGGUGGCUGGAGUUUUGGGCUGCCUUUGACUAGUGACCUCCAAUUUGAUAUACUUCCAGUGCCUGCUAACAGAACAGUAACUAAGGUCUGGUACAAUCCAGAGGGUUAUCACAGCCUCCCGGCCUACCUGAACAGUCUGAAUAACUUCAUACUCCGUGCCAACUUGCCAAAGGAAAACUCCUCUGGAUACGGCAUUGCGGUUGUUGCUCAUCCUUAUCCUGGUGGAGAGAGUCAAGAACAAGUCAUGCUUAGUAGUUUGCUGGAUAUCAUAGUCUGCAUGUGUAUCCUGAUUGGCUACUCCAUCACAAUGGCUAGCUUUGUGCUUUAUGUGGUAAAAGAACAUCAAACCAAAGCAAAACAACUACAGCAUAUCUCAGGCAUUGGUGUGAGAAGCUAUUGGGUGACGAACUUCAUUUAUGACCUGGUUUACUUUCUGGUACCUGUUACACUGUCAGUGGGAAUAAUUUCAGCUUUUCAGAUACCGGCUUUCGCUACCAACAACAAUAUUUUGGCUGUAUUCCUGCUUCUUUUCCUGUUUGGGUAUGCCACGUUUUCAUGGAUGUACUUGCUCGCAGGAAUGUUCACGGAAACUGGAAUGGCUUUUAUCGUUUAUGUCAGCAUCAACUUAUUCUUUGGCAUCAACACAAUCAUGUCUCAUUCAGUUCUGCUUCUUCUUUCCCAAGAAAGGCCCACAGAGGUGGCCUUGCAUGAACUUGCUGAAACCCUGAAGCAUGUUUUCCUGUUGUUUCCACAAUUCUGUUUUGGAUAUGGGUUGCUUGAACUGUCACAGCACCAGGCCCUGAUGGGCUUCUUAGAAGCCUACGGAGUGGUUUACCCUGACAAAACCUUUGACUUGGACAGGAUCGGUUCUAAGCUGAUUGCAAUGCUCAUCCAGGGGACUGUAUUUUUUUCAGUCCGGCUCUUGGUCGAUGAUAGGACGUUCCAGAAAGUCUGGUCCCACAUAUUAGAGUGCCUGUUUAACAAAGUACAUGGGAAGCCACCGCUUGAUCUAGAUGGCUCUGAAGAGGAGGAAGACAAGGAUGUUCAAGCAGAAGGAGAGCGUGUGACCCUGGGCCUUGCAGAUUAUGACAUGCUGCAGCUGCAGAAUCUCACCAGAAUCUACCACCUUCCCCACCGACAGAUCAUGGCCGUGAAAAAUGUCACUGUUGGAAUCCCAGCAGGGGAGUGCUUCGGCUUGCUUGGUGUGAAUGGAGCUGGGAAAACCACCAUCUUCAAAAUGCUGACAGGAGAUAUUGUGCCAUCUAGUGGAAGGCUGCUGGUGCGAGAUGAAACUGGCUCUUUGAAUGAUGUUGAUGAUGCACACUGGUCACUGUUUGGGUACUGCCCUCAAGAAGAUGCCCUUGAUGAUUUGCUGACAGUAGAAGAACACAUGUACUAUUACGCUCGAUUACAUGGCAUCCCAGAAAAACAUAUUAAAGGGGUGGUACUUCAACUUCUUUAUCGACUUAAUCUGAUGCCCUACAAACAUAAAGUCACCUCGAUGUGCAGCUAUGGCACAAACAGAAAGUUAUCAACUGCUUUGGCCCUUCUUGGGAAACCAUCUAUUUUACUGCUGGAUGAACCAAGCUCUGGAAUGGAUCCAAAUGCUAAGAGGCAUCUGUGGAAAAUCAUUACUGAGGAAGUACAGAACCAAUGCUCAGUGAUCCUUACUUCUCACAGCAUGGAAGAAUGUGAGGCUCUCUGCACACGUCUGGCUAUCAUGGUCAACGGCCGUUUCCGGUGCAUGGGUUCACUGCAGCAUAUAAAGAACAGAUUUGGAAAAGGAUUUACUGUGAAGAUGCAUUUGAAUAAUGAUGAAGACAGCAUAGAGAAGCUGACAGAAUUUUUGCAGUCAAACUUUCCAGAUACCUAUCUAAAGGACCAUCAGUUCAAUAUGGUAGAAUAUCACGUCCCGAUGUCUGCAGGAGGCGUAGCAAACAUAUUUCAACUGCUAGAAUUGAACAAAGCAGUCUUCAAAAUCAGGCACUUCUCAGUGAGUCAAACAACUCUAGAAGAGGUCUUCAUCAACUUUGCGAGGGCUCAAGGUGACCCUGAUAUUGCAGAUGCAAGUUCAGAUAUAGGCUCAGACAGCUCUGAUUCAAGCAGCCAAGCUUCUAGCAGGGGAGUUGUCUAGGAGGCCUUACGGCAAGCUUCCCUGCUGCUACGCUAAGGCUUGCUUUUGCGCCAAUAUGAGAACCCUGAGGGGAAGCACCUAACCUUGUAUCAGAGGGACCUAUGACUUCUUAACAUCCAGUUUACAUGCUCAUGAAUUAUAUACAGGCAUAGUGCAGAGAUAUGGCAGGUUUGGUUCCAGACCACCGCAAUAAGCAAAUAUCACAAUGAAGCAUGUUUCCCAGUGAAAGUUACAUUACACUAUACUGCAGUCUGUUAAGUGUGCAAUGGCAUUAUGUCUAAAAAAAAACCAAAGUGCACACCUUAAUUAAGAAACACUUUAUCGCUUAAAAAUGCUAAUAAUUUGAGCCUUCAGCAAGUCGAGUUCUUUUUGCUGGCAGAGGGUCCUGCCUUGAUGUGAAAAGCUGCUGACCAAUCAGGGUGAUACUUGCUGAUUCCCAGUGGGAAUCUGGUACCCAAAGUCUUGGGAGACAUCCUCCUCCCUUUUUGAUGCAUUUUGGAGGAUAUCAGAAUUCAUGGUCUCAGGGACACUGGAGAUAACAGCAAUGACUGGUUAAGGACCGACACCUGGAGUGGACAGUUGUCCAGCUGACUGGCAGUGGGUGGAGGAGAACAGCUGGGGAACAGAGAAGCUCUUUGUUCCUCUUUGGGAAAUCCAUGCAAGUGAGCAAAUUGCCACAGGCCACCUAUUUGUAAACAAAACACACAC
Varanus komodoensis (Komodo dragon) is the source of this 5672-nucleotide messenger RNA. It is a transcript of the gene ABCA12, whose product is annotated as ATP binding cassette subfamily A member 12. Gene Ontology annotation, cellular component: intracellular membrane-bounded organelle; membrane. The record is from RefSeq and is a predicted model, not a curated record. Gene Ontology annotation, biological process: lipid transport; transmembrane transport. NCBI's taxonomy places the organism in Eukaryota, Metazoa, Chordata, Lepidosauria, Squamata, Varanidae. Gene Ontology annotation, molecular function: ATP hydrolysis activity; lipid carrier activity; ATP binding. The coding region runs from base 105 to 4964 and encodes 1619 amino acids. The transcript is spliced from 32 exons.